Molecule: messenger RNA, 903 nt
Organism: Colletotrichum aenigma
Lineage: Eukaryota; Fungi; Ascomycota; Sordariomycetes; Glomerellales; Glomerellaceae
Product: Fujikurins efflux protein
Exons: 4
Coding region: 1-903 (300 amino acids)
Biological process (GO): transmembrane transport
Cellular component (GO): fungal-type vacuole membrane
Molecular function (GO): transmembrane transporter activity
Source: RefSeq, a predicted model, not a curated record
AUGGAACGCCAAGAAACUGCAGUUGAAAUCGAACAAUCGCCAUUGCCUCCCGCUGACAGGGGAAAACAAGCAUGGCUCGUCUUGGCUGGAUGUUCACUGAUUCAACUUCCCGUAUGGGGCUAUUCUCUCGCCUAUGGCGUGUUCCAAGAAUACUACGGCAGCCACCCCAAUUCAUUUGAAGGCGACACCAGCAGCAUCGCCGUGAUUGGCACCACAAUGACGGGUAUCAUGUAUCUCAUAUCGCCCUUCACAUUCACAGUCCUCAGUAGAUGGCCUCGUCUACGCCCCUGGUUCGGCCCCAUUGGGCUGAUCCUCACAACAACUGGCUUCCUCAUGUCCUCGUUCGCAACGAAGGCUUGGCAACUGAUCGCAACGCAAGGAGUGAUCUGCGCUCUCGGCUGCGGACUCAUGUUCACGCCGACAACCCUGUACCUCGACGAAUUGUUCAUCAAGCGGAAGGGACUGGCUUAUGGCGUUAUGUGGGCUGGAAAGUCUGCGGCUGGGGUAGGAAUUCCGUUCGCCAUGGAAGCGCUGUUGCAACGGUUCGGGCCUGUACCCACACUUCGCGCAUGGAGUGUUGUCACGGUUCUUCUAUCAGCCCCUAUCAUCUACUUCCUCAAACCUCGAAUCCCUCUCUCUCAAUCGACUGGUGUCCGCCGAAUUAGUCUCAGCUUCAUCCACCUCCCCUCCUUCUGGAUGCUGCAAAUCGGAAACAUCCUCCAGUCCCUCGGGUACUUCCUCCCAUACACUUACCUCAGCACCUACGCCGUCCAGCAACUUCACGUUUCCACUACUAUCGCCACUACUCUUCUCGUCUUGAUCAACGUCACCUCCAUCCCAGGUGGCAUCGUCAUGGGCAGCCUUGGAGACCACCUGCGCGUAACGACGGUGAUUCUCAUAUAG